CAGAAUGUGGCGGAUUAACAUUUACACAUACGGGCAGCGGUGGGCACGCUCAGAGACGGCGUGAGAGCAACGCUGACCGCAGUCGCUUUCCGCGCACCGACCGGCCUCCGCGCACCCUUUCGCACGCACGCUCACCUGAAGGUGAUAAGGUGAUUGUUUAUUCAUGUGAUAGAACGAUGGUGGAUUCCACAUAAAAAAAAUCUGAGCAGUGCAACAGUAGAAUACUUCGUGAAGUCGAUUAUUUUUGGAAGCGCACAAGAUGCGGGCCGUGUGGUGGAGUGCGACGGCGCUGGCGCUGCUGGCUGUCACCAGCGCUCUACGGACCACGCAGGUGGAGGGAGCAUUAAGAAGUAGUAGGAGGCAUCCAGCGCCGAUCACAUCUGACAGUCCUACAGAAACCAGUGAGGCUCCUGAUGGAAAAUACACAAUCAGGCCCAGAACAAGCAGGAGGCGUGAAGAGGUUCCUGUGCGAGAGGUACGGACGAGAACGAGAAGUAGGAUAGCAGAUAAACCCGACACUUCUUCUGAAGCACCGAAAGGACGUAACGAACGAUUUGAUUCAAGAAGAACCCAAAGUCGAUCACGAAGCCGAACUGUAGAAAUCGAUAAAACUACAGCGGCGACGACCAGAGUUAGAACGGUCCGAAGUCGAGGGAGACAAAAUGUUCAAAGUCCUACGACCGCUGCACCUCCUGAAGUUUCUUCACCGACUAUCGAUGAAAGCAAAAUUGAAGUUAUCAAUUCUAACCUUGAAGAUCUAAAAAAAGCUUCACCAGCUGAUGUAGUUACACCGAUACCCGGUACCACAGAUCAGUUGAAAAGAAAAAGUUUCGUAAAUCCAACUCCCGAAAGACUAGUCUCACAAAGAGUACGUGGUCGAAUCAGUACUCGACCAAAUUCUAGGUCGCUCGAUCUUGAUGUUGCUGGAACCACGAAUUCCUUGACGGAUGCAGUAAAAGAACCAACAACAGUCCGAUCAAAUGAUUUGAGAAAUUCACGAAAAUUAAGAUACAGAACUCGACUAUCAGAGACAGAUACUAACUUAACUGGACAGGGUCUUAAGGCUCAAAACGAUGUCAUAAAAUCUAGUCAGACUGAGAAUAAUGUUGCUAGUCAACCUGAGAUGCAGGCGUCCGCUGCAGGAGUUGUAGAAAAUAGUAUUGUACAGCAAAGUACUGAAAGUUUAUCAGAAAAGAGAAGUGGAUCAAAAAUAGUAAAAAGACGACCUUUGUCUCGAGGAAAAACUAACUUCAAGCCUUCUCAACCUAUAACAAAACGAAGUGAUGAAAUUAGUGAAGACGAUAACUAUCCAGACAGUUUUAAAGCUUUGAUCCAGGCAAAAAAUGGAUCAACACAGGCGAGCUCUCCUCAAGGCGAGAGUUUGUCAGUGAAAGCAUCACAAAAAGUUUACAAAACUUACACUGCAUCUUUACAGUCCACUAACACAGGAAGUGGUUUAAACAAAUACACAAGGUUACGCAGUAAACUGAACGCUGAAAAGAGAGAAAGUAAAGAAGACAAGUCUACAGAAUCUGUACCAGUUGAUCUGCAGAAACCUAAAACUUUAGAUUUCAGAUCAAGAGGAUCAUUCACUCCGAGGAGUAGAAAAGUAUCUUCUUUUUCUCCAUCAACUUCUUCUGCACCCAUUAUAAACAGGACUACAGCAAACUCACAGUACAAGUUUAAUAGAAAAUUUAAAGUAACUACUACCGAAUCACCAGAAAAUGGAAACUCGACUAAGCCAAAGAGGACUGAAACGAAUGCGUUAUUGAAAAAAUCUGCAAGGUCUUCCUUGUACUCGAGAAAAUCUUUUACGAAGAAAAAUGUAACAAUUGAGAAAAAUAUUAAGGAAGCCCAUCAAAUAAACAAUACCACCAGUUCGACCGAAGGUUCUCCCUUUAUUAGAAGUGCUUUACCAAAAACAUCUUACUAUUCACGCUUACGAAAUAAAAAAAAUAUUACGACAUCAACCACAUCUUCACCAGAAUCUUCAACAGAAUUUAUUUCUAAUCACAAUGUAGAAACUAAGAAAAAUGAAAAUACUGCUGAUAUGCCAUUAAUAUUUACUUUAUUCAAAAGCUCUGAUGGCACUAAUAGUUCAAGUGAGAAAACACAAAAGUUGGAUUCUGAAGAAAAUAAAGAUAAGGAUAUGUUCAUUAUUGCCGUAUCCAGUAAAGAAUCAUUAGGAAAAAGUUCUUCCACUGAAGUUACAAAUACAGCAGAAGAAAGCGGUAAUAAUCCUGUUUAUAAUACUAUACCAACUACAAUAAAAUACCAUUCAAAUUACAAGGAUUUCAGUUCCACUGCGUUACCUGAUAGUAAUGAAAAUACGAUCUCUUCAACUGUUACACCUGACAGAAAUAUUUCUACACGAAAGUACAACAGAAAAUAUUCAAAAUUAUCUGAGGAGGAGCCAUAUAUCACAGUGCAAAACUCCAGAGAAAAAACAUUAAGAAAAUUCAGUGAUUCAUUCUCAAAAACAACUGAAGCUUCAACAAAUGGGAUUGCUGUUGAACCUGAAAAAAGCAGGAGCAGAUUCAGUUCCAAAUAUCGUGCUCCACACGUAGAUAAACCAAUUUAUAAGGCUACUGUACCCACAGUUACAUCGUCAGCUGUAGAGGGAGAAGAAAUUGACUUAGGGCCUGACAUGAAUGCUAUCUCGUUUACUAAGACACGAAGUUCACUAUCCUCAGCAGACUUGCGACUAUCGGAGAGUCUAGUAAAACCGUCACACAUCAUGAACGUUGAAACUUUACAUCACUCGCCAUCAGUUACUGUGUCUAUAUUUGACGCGUUGGCUGAAAUACUUACAUCUACACCUCGAACCAGACUCUCUUCAACUACAGAAGUAACGCAAAAACAAAAAACUAAAAACGAUGUAGCUCAAACAUUCAACGGCGUGAGUAAUAAUAAUGUAAAUAGUGUCCGAGGCUCAUUGAGUCAAGACAUGUUGUCGGAAAGUGCUGAUAUAAACACAAGUGCUAAAACUGUACAGUCCACUGAUAAGACUACACCUAUUGUGAUUAAUCGUUUGUCGGUUGGGGAAGGUGUUACAACUUCACUAAAUAUUGAUAAUGAAAAAGUAGUUCCUGUGAAUACGUUUCAGCCCAUCCCUACUCCUACUCCUACUACUCCUGUUUCCGCAAGAAAGCCCUUUGCGUUCCGAGUAUUGUAUUCGGAUACAGAAUCUACGGUUGACAAAUUUUCGACUACAACUGAACCUGCGUCAAUACAGGCUUCGACUGACUCAACAAUGGUAUAUAACACUGUAUCUGAUCUUUUGUUGUCAAAUAACAAUUUAUUAUCGUCUGAACUAACUGGCAUGUUAUCUAAUAAUAUAAUAAAUAUUAUUCAAAAUAUGGAUGAAAGUAGUAAAUCUAGAAUUACAAUGGAUAUGGCUGAAUUAUUAAAGAAGCUUAUUCCUAGGGCUCUUGACGGACUUAUGACUGCAGUAAAUGACGUAGAUAGUAUUCCAAGCACAACUCCCUAUAGUUUGGAGGAUAUUAAAGAUACCGAAAACAUUAAUGUCAAUGGAAUUAAUAAUGAUGUCGUGUUAAUUGAUAAUGUCCUCCAAAAUGGGACAGUUGAAAAUAUUGUAAAUAGCACUAUAAAUAGUAGUAGUAUUAAUGACAACUUUAAUAAAGAUGUUAAUAGCACUGUUACUUUACUAACCUCUGUACCGAAUAGUCAGACAACAAUACUCGAAUCAACUUUGAUGACUACAUCAUCUAAUUCAAAUAGCCUAACGACACCACUUUUAAUUGAAACUUCGACCUCAGCGUCUACUACGAUGUUUUCUGACUAUGUUGGUACAGGCGCUGUAGAUGAAGUGGUUAAAAUCCAAGGUAGAAUUGGAUUAUCUUCAACUGAUAAUACUUUUGAUUCCUCACGUAUUCCUUUCCUCACCAAUUUCCGAGCAGAGGAUUUCACAACUAAUAAACCACCAAGUACAGAACUUUCUAGGUCUGCGCCACUCUCUACUCUCGUCACUAAAGACGUAUCUGUAAAAAGUUCUGUCGAUACCGAUAUCAAUGAUCCUAACCAAGUUUCUAAGUUCCAAUUAUGGGUAUUAUCUAAAAAAGCUAGGGUUCUCAAUAUGAUUGAAGACAUAAUACGACAGCAUAACGAUGAAUUAGCGACUGCUCAACCUUUGACUGACAUAUUUAGCCAAUCAAGUAAUAUUCCUCUUUCUAACCGUUUGACAAAAAUAAUAAAUAACAUGGGAUUUACGACAGAAACUAUAACUUCAAAUGAAGAGAUUGACUCGACUUCUUCGACUGCUCCUAAUACUCUUCUACCUUUAUCUAUUCCUAAAACAACCGGAUUUACUAGCUCCUUGGAUGGAAGUACUAGUAAUCAAUUGUCAGCUACUGAUAUAACGACAGUACCUGCUGAAGUACUGCCAUUGACACUGCCAGAGUCUGAUAUCACGCAAAGAUCUGAUAAUACUGAAGUAAAUAUUUUACAAAUAUCUAGUCCAUCAACUGAGGCGACAGAGCGAGAAAAUUCAAAAAUAACCACAGAACAAACUUUUGACAUUUUCAAUAGAAAUCAAGGGGGCAUCGAUUUAACUACUGUCACAACAACAACUAUUGAAGGUAAUACUGAAACAACCACAGAAGCUGUAGGCACUGAAACUACAACUGAAACUGAUUCAGAUAUGACUACGCAAACAGUGUUUGAAACUACGAUGACUGCAAAUAAUGUUACCGAACAGGACAUCAAAUUAUCUGUUAGUCCUGAAGUGAUCGCACUACAACCAAUGAUCCCUAAAAAAGAUUACGUAAUUUUUGGAAUCUUACCUAAUAAUACUGUGGUACGUAAAGAUCCCAAUGAUAAUGUGCUGGAAUCAUUAACCGAAGCAAGUCCUUACAUCGUUUAUGGUGUUUUACCCAAUAACACAGUCAUACGCAAAUUCCCGAAUGGGACCAGAGUACCACGAGUAAUGCAAAAAAUUGACAUACUACCAAUCAGUCCAUGGAGUUUGAAAAAUCCAUAUAGUCCUAUCCAUAAUAAUCCAGCUAUUGUCAGACCGCAGCCUAACCUAACUCGAGUAUCCUCUAACAUCGUGACAUCCACAGACGCAUCAAAUAACGGAACAGAAAAUCGUUUAACCUCCGACACUGUAAAUAACCUACAAAUAAUGAUUCCUCCAUCGGCACUUAAUAUUAAAGAUAGCGGUUCAUUUGGUAUAACAACCGCCACAAAUAGGCCGCCUGCUGAAAAAAGCACUGCCUCGCAUGUCUUGAGUUUACGCACAACUACAAUGCUACCGUCAAUUGAUGAAAUUCUGCUUAAUAGUAUAUCUUCAGCUGCUAAAGAGGAAAUGGUAAUACCAUCAAUGACGAGCUCUACUAUUGAACCAAGAAUAUUAACACUGGAUAUCGAUCCGGAGACAAAGGAAAUUCGGACAGAAAAACCUGGUGAUGGGAAUGGUAAUGCAGUAUUUAAAUUCAUCCCAAUAGACGAAGUCACAAUUGCACCACAAAACACAAAUGUAUUAAAGUUAGCAUCAACGAAAGCACCUUCGUCCAAUUCAGAAAAGAUUGAUAUAACGACUGUAGUAACUCAAGCUAAUACAGAAAUACCACAGAUACAGUCGCGCCUGAAAAUGUCUGAUAUUACGACAACGUCAUUUUCUGAGUUGGAUAGAUCUACAGGUUCUACGGUCGUAACAAUGACAGAGUCAGUAGCAACGACAGAAUCAUUUUCCCCAGCCACUAUGUCGACAGUCUUAAGCGAACAAACAACAGCAGUACCAUCAACGACUUUAGCACAAACAACAACGACUAGUACAACAACUGAGAGUACUAGUACAACUACGGAAAGUACUACAACAAGUACAACGACACCUAGUACUACAAGUACUACAACAACUACUACUACAACUACAACGACACCUAGUACCACUACAAGUACGACAACUCCAAGUACUACGACAAGUUCAACAACCCAGCAAUCCAUUAUGACUACCACACAAGCUCCGAUAACAGUACCGUCAACUACUCAAACAAAUAUUUUUGCAUCGACAACCGGCCCUACAUUAUCCACGGAAGAAGAAAACCAAUUUCAAAAAGAUGCUCAGUUUCUCCAGGAGUUAUUACGCGGUACGGUUACACGCAAUCCUAAAAAUUUAGAUAUUAUAUUGAGUACGUACACAACCACUGUCACACCAACAACAGCAGUACCAAGAACAGUUCAGCGUCUCGAUGAAGCCAAAUUACUCCAAGCUUUAUUAGGGGCGACAGGACAGAAUGCUAACACUUUAUCCACAUUAAGUGAUAGUGUUAAAAUCACAAGUAGAAUACAAACUACUACACCACGCUCAAUAGAGGAUGACAUCAAGCAGUUCGAAGAAGAUACAAAAUUAUUAAAGGCUCUAUUGCAGGCCACAGGACAGAAUCCUGCAAAUUUUAACAUACCAACAUUAAACAUUAAAACUCCUACAGUCCCUAAAGCUACAACUUCUAUACCUAGAACGACAACAACGACAACGACAACCACAACGACCACGACAACACCGAGAACUACUACAACUACGCCUACUACUACAACACAAUCAAUCGAUGAAGAUAUAAGAAAACUGCAGGAAGACACAAAGCUAUUACAGGCUUUGCUACAAGCUACAGGGCAAAAUAAAAACAGUUUGAAUAUUCCAGUUAUAUCUGGUGUUACUUCUAAUGUGAGGAUAGCAUCAAAUCCACUUACUACUUCACUUGGUUCUAAUCCAACAACACCCGUCAAUGUUAGACCGGUAUACAAAUCAAGAACUACAACACCGGUCACACCAACUUUCACAUUCACUCCGAGAAAUAUUUUUAGUACUGUACAAACUACUUCAUUCCCAGAAAAUUUUGGGAUUUCAACUACGUUUACGCCUUUCAAUCAGGGAAGGAGAGUGCCAAGUAAGACAACAAAUAUUGAAUCGGCUACCAUAUCAAGUGGACGUGGAGCACCUGAUUCAAGAGUAACGGUUACAACUGAAAUGCCAAGCACGUCGACAUUCUCAGUGGAAGAGGAUUUAGCUUUCUUGAAAAACUUGAAAACCGUCUUGAAGACAAACACAAAUAACGAAGAUCCCGAAGCAGCCCUUGCGAACCGAAUUAUAGCUUUAGCCGUCGAAAGAAGUUUAAAUGAAAUCCAGUCCCAACCAGAGUCGGAACGCAGUGGAAAAAAGAUUUCAAAUAAUGUUAUUAAUAAUGUUAUUCCUCUCACAAUUACUACAACGAUGACAGCACGCCCUACAACUACUACACGCCCAACGACUACUACAACACGUUCGACGACCACUACAACUCGUCCUACGACAACUACAACUAGUCCUACGACAACAACAACUCGUCGUAUCACCACUACAAUACUUCCAACAACUUUUAUUCCUACAACGACUAAAAAAACUGGAAUUCUGUCGAUAGAGGAUGAUAUAAAACAAUUCCAAGAAGACACAAAACUAUUACAAGCUUUAUUGCAAGCCACAGGGCAGGAUCCAUCUAAGUUCAAUAUACCAACACUACCUCCACUUAACACCAACACUCAAGAUGCCAAGGUACCGACGACACAGAAAAACAAACUUCCGUUAACAGGACAAACUUCUGAUGAGGUUUUAAAAAAGCUCCUGCAAAACCAGCAAAACUCGAAACCGUCUAGUAUGUUGUCUCAAGCAACGCAGGCGCCUAUGUCUCUUAGCACAGAAUUCGGAAAGAGCAACGAUGCAUUGCUGGCAGCAUUGCUGAAGGAGCAAGGUUUCGGGCCAACUACGGCAAGUUCUUUGGAUGAACAACUACGACUUUCUGCUUUACUCAACCAAGUGGUAGUGACUCCAAAAGCGAGGCGGACGACGACGCCCCCUCCCCCUCCUCCACCUCCGAGAAGACCAAUCCUGGAUGGAAUUGCCUGGUUGUGGCAACAGUGGAGGGAAACCGCCCCUAGCCCUACUGCACGGCCUAGCAGAAAGCCCAGUCCUUCUGCCAGCCCUGCGGUGGCUUCCUCAGCGGCUACUAGCAAUCGAGUCAACUGGUUUGGGUCUGGUCCUUUCGUCGGUAACGCUGAUGAACAGCCAACGUCCAACCGAGUGGGUUUUACCUCACUAUUACUUAAAUUAUGCGAUUGGGGUUCGGUUUCAGGUGGCUGGGACAGAUCUUAGAUUAAAUACACAACAGUUACAGACCUCUUUUGUUUGAGUGAUAUGAACUUUCUAGUUAGUCGUUCCUAUUUAAUCUAAGUCUGAAUUUUUGUAAUAUGGGAAGGUUGGGAGGGCUGUAAAUAAAUUUUAGUUUAAUAGAGUAGAUUUAUUGAUGAAAAAAAAUGUAAUAAUGAAUCUCUUUAGUGUCAAUUUUAUACUUUUUCAGUUGUUUUUUUAUAUAAUAAUUUAAAUUGAUUAUUUAUUAAACUUCUGCUUUACCGGCUUGUAUAUAAACAUUUCGCUACCGCAAAGCGUUUGUAUAAUAAAUAAUUUGCGCUGAUGUGUAAUUGUUUUGUUGUACCUAAUGUUAUUUAUUUGUGUGUUCUAAUUAUCCCGGUACACUGAGGCGAGAUAUUACGUGCUCAUACUAUUGUAAGUUUAUGGCAUGUGAUACCUUGUUUGUAUUUGUAGAAGAUCCUUGUCCACAUUAAUGUUCUUAGCAGUGACCAUUCCUUUAAUAUUUUUUGCAAAUUGGUUCGGUUUUGGGUAAAAAUCGUAGUCGUGUUAAAAUUCCUAUGCACUGAAAUGAAACUGUGGAGUCAAAAGGUUAUAAUUGUCAAUACUGCGCUUUUAGUUUUACUUUUUGAUUUAAUAAGCUAUUUAGAUUUGGUAUUUUGAAUUAUGUGUACUAGUAUUUACAAUAUUUUUUUAAGUCACUGCGAUUACAAUUGAAACAAUUUGAUUCCUGGUUAUUAUUGAAACGGGUAUUUAAAUAUAGUGAAUCGUGUUGUAAAUAAGUUGUGUUACGAGUUUUUAAUUGAUUGGUGAGUAAAAACAAUGUUUGUACAUAACGAUUUGAAUCAUACAUUUUUCGUUUAAACAUCCAUAUCUUUUGCUGUUGCAACUAAAAAGCUUGUUCAUCGAAAAAAAAAACAUAUAAAUUGAAUCUAAUACUUAAUAGAGUAGAAAAAUAAUAGAUUGAAAAAUGAAUUAUACUGCAACAUAAAAUUAACAAGCAAAGAAAAAUAAUUAAAUAAAACGACGGUUUUAACUUUAUAUUUCCAAACCGUAUGUUUAAACUUGAAAUAUCUUAUUUUGUAAAUAUUUAUAUAAAUAUGUAUAUUUUGAGCACUUAUUCACUUUUCACUAUAAACCUUAUACUAUCUUCAUUUCUCACCAAAACAGUGUAUUUGUACAGGGGAUUUGUAAAUAAAUGUCAUUACAAAAUGGUCAUUAACUUAGUUGCCAUUUUGAUUUCGUACAUUGUCAUCCUUAGUACUAUUUUGAUGGUCAUCAGUUCUACUAUGAAGUUCUUUAUUAAAAACGUAUUGAGUAAAUAUUAAAAAGUUAGACCAUCGAAACAGUUACUUAUCGCACGCAGCUUCUGCACUAUCACUGAAUCACGUUUUGCAUAUUCUACAGUUAUUUCUUUGUCUAUGACUUCAUGACUAUCAAUGUUUAGGGUUAUCUGGUUCUCUUUCACUAUUUAACCGAUCAUGGCAGGUUCCUCUGGAUCCUCCUAGAGCAGUGACGUCACAGCAAACUCCAGGCAGUGGGCAACUCGUUUCCGCAGCCAUCAACGUCACUAGAGCAUUCUCUCAGUUUUUAGGAGCUGCAAUACAAGGUGCAGCCCAAACCGUGCAGAAUGUGAUCCGGGCAGGUCAGCGCGCGGCCACGGAUGUCUACGUCAGCGGUUCUGGGGGAUCUGGGUAGAAAUCUGAAAAGAUUUCGGACAGAGCCUAGCAAAGUAAAGUAGCUAAUUUAGAUGGACUACAAGCGUCCAAAAAAGCCUAAAAAACACAACUUAAAGCAAAAAUUGUCUAAGUUUCAUGGUAACGAUAAAAAAAUACCGUCACUUAUUAACUAAUCACGAUAAUGAAAAAGUUUCUGUACCUUUAUAAUUUACUUCUAGUAGAUACUAGAUAACGAGAGUUCAAAUUAUGGUUAGAUGUGAAAUAAAUAAGCGAUAACUUCUCAUAGCGAUAGAACAUUGAAGCAUACAUUUAUAUUCAUUUAUCUUUAAUAACAUAGUUAGUCAAAUAUCAUCAAGAUCGGUUAAGUAGUUUCAGAAUUCACCUUGAAUUUACCUACACUACAAAGAUCAUAGUAUGAGAUUUCACGCUAUAAGAAGAUUAAAAGGGCAAUGUUAAUUCAUUUUGGUCAAUAAUUCAGUAUUGAUUAAUCUUCUUCUUUGAAUGUCUUAAUUAGGAAAUCGUUCAUUUAUUUAUACAGUGUCACAUGUAUGUUGUUUUGUAUCAUAGUUUGUUACCUUACCGUUUAAACCUAAUGCUGUCUCUGUCUUCUUUUGAGCAAACAAAAGUGAUAGCACCAGGUUUAAGCCAGGUUUUACUUUAGUCAAGGUUUUGUAAUAUUCGGUUAAUGUUCUAUCAAUAUGACAGUGUUGUGUUUAACGAAAAUAAGAUAGCUAGUUAAUAUAUUUAAGUACUCACUUUAGCUAGCUUUCUUUCGUGAGCAAAUAAUAAGCGAAACAAUGUGUUAUCACGAAACAUGAUAAGAUUUAUUUUUUGGGUUGUGUUUUAAUGGACUCGAAAACUUUUGCGAAAGUGUCAUAGUACGCACUAUGUGUUGACAGUGCUCAAAUGUAUAAUGUACAUAAUAAAGAUAGUUGAUUGCGAAGCAGCUGCUUCAAUUGCCUCUGGAAGGCAAAUAGUUAAGAGAGAUCAGUGUAAGUUAAGUUUUAAAAAUAACUAAACGUCCUGUGAAUAUUUUUCGAUGAUGCUACAUAGUAAAGUUAUAAAAGUAUCUUUUAAACUAAAUAAAAGCAUUGUAGAUAUAGCACUGUGAUUUUAGCACUACAUUAUUGAGUGGUUAUUUACAUUGUUUUUCUUUUUAUUAGAAAAAUAUAUAGAAUAUUUAAAGAAAACAAAAUUUGGGUGCACGACAGAGGUCGUAUUCUUGAAUCAAUCCUAUAUCGAGCGACUUUGUAAUUUUAUCUUGUCUAUUUUUUUAAUGAAGUUUUUCGUUAUUCUAAUUCAAAUUAUCGACUCGACGCUAAUUGAAUGGCAACAUUGUAGCAAUUUGUUAGAAGUAGAAAAAAUGUGAAUAUACAAGAGCUGUCGAUGAACAUUUAAUACCAAUUUUAUACGUAUCAAUUAUAAAUAUAUACGAUGAUCUAAGAAAAAUCUAUAAUAACAAAGUUUAUUAGCACCUAUGUAUUUGUAUUUACAUAAUUAUUUAUGCGAGUUGUACUAAGUCUGACUGUGAACAUACUUUCUACCAUACAAAUGCUUUACUUAUAUCAUAAUGCUAUAAUACCAAUUGACUUAUUUGACGUAGUUAUUGUAAAUGAAUACUAGUUAAAUAAGAACUUAGAGUAAGUUCAUCUGUAAUCUUAAGUCUACAUGUGCCAUCGAUGCACGUGCACGGCGUUCCCUUGAACCAAUUUGAUUUAAUUUAUUUAUUUAUGUCAGAUUUCCAGAGCUGAAAAAUAUUUCCUUAAAAUGUUUAGCUGUUAUAAUUUUUUGGGAGACGAAUUUUAUUGUAAAUUUAAAACACUAAGUUGACGAAGGAAGGCCAUAUUGUAGUCCUUUUAUUCAUUAUUUUAUUUAAUAUUGCAAGAACAGGCAAAUUUAUAAUUAUUUUGUCAUUUUUAUACCACGAAAAAAGAUUCCUAGUCAAUAAUACACUUUAAGUGUGAGACUGGUUUUUAAGACGAAAUUAUAAAAACAAAAUGAUCUUGAUAUUUGAGUUAAUAGAAAAUAAAUAUAAACUAUGAAAAUAUAGCAGCAAUUAAGGAAAUAUUUUUAGCGCGUACAAACUUCCCACAAAAGUUUUUUAUUAUUCAUAUGUCGUUACUCUCCAUUAUUUCCACUUAGUUACAUGCUUUCCACUUAGUUUAACUAAUUAACCAUAAGUUACUAUAAACUAUUGCUUGAGCAUGUUUAGUGAGUACUGUAAUUUACCAUUGCUAUUUAUUACUAGAUUUAAAUCAUUUUAGCCCUUGGAUUAAAACAAAAAGGGUAGAUAAGGUACUCUCAUACUUGCAUCAAACAAAAACUGACCCUACGGCAGCGCGAACGGGACGGCGAGAUCCGCGUCACUGCAUUACCAACCCGAACGAAACAGCACGUUAAGUUUCAACGGCAGCGCGAACGAGACGGCGAGAUCCGCGUCACUGCACUACCGACCAAUCACGCGACCAGUACUCGACGUCACUACCGAAUAAGAUUCAAUACAAACAGCAUUUUUUAUGAAAAAAUAUAUUUUAUAGUACUUACGAAUGAAAAGUGAUGCCGUGGGUUUUAUUUUUAGUUCUUGAGCAAUUUGAGCACUUUUUAAAAACACACAGGCAUUGUUUUAUCAUAUAAACACAAAAUAUUAGCAUUCUUUUUGGCGUUCACAUGUACGUCGUUUGCAUUUCAAGUUGUGACUAAAGCGAUUAGGGUCGUGGACCACAAUUCAUGCGGAUCACUUUUGUGAGGCUAGUGCCGUAUCUACCCUUUUUGUUUUAAUCUAAGUUCACUUAAUAGGUGAGAGUUGCCUAUUUUAAGAUAACUAUCUUCUACUACCUCUAUUAUUAAGCUUUUUGUAUUUAAAAUGCGAUUAGUCAGAAACAUUUUUUUCCAUUAUUCUGUUGUUGUAUGGGGGAAGAGAAACGUAUAAAGACUACAAUAAAAAAAAUAUGUAAAUGAGAA
Chilo suppressalis (striped riceborer) is the source of this 12777-nucleotide messenger RNA. NCBI's taxonomy places the organism in Eukaryota, Metazoa, Arthropoda, Insecta, Lepidoptera, Crambidae. The record is from the annotation of a GenBank genome assembly.